AGGCAGACAGAGCUGAUCAAUGAGCCCAGCCUAGUCCCUGGAGAGCAGACAGAGCCAUCAGAGGAGAAGACAACGGCACCACGAUGGAGCUGGCUCUUCUGCUGUGGAUGGUUUUGACCCUAACAGAGAGCGCAUCAGCGGAGGCAGAGCAGUACAGCCGAGCGGUGGAUUGGUUGAGCCGGUAUGGUUACCUUCCUCCUCAAGACCCCCGCACGAGUCAACUGCAGACCAAGGAGGGGAUUGAGAAAGCCAUCAGGGUCAUGCAGAGAUUUGGAGGAGUCCAGGAAACCGGGGUGCUCGACAGCGCAACCCUCAAACUCAUUUCCACGCCACGGUGCUCUCUCCCUGACAUUGUGGGGAGUGAGGACAUGCUGAGGAAGAGGAGGAGGAGGAGGAAAAGAUAUGCCCUGUCAGGCCUCAAGUGGCAGAAGACAGACCUCACGUGGAGUAUCCACAGCUUCCCAUCGAGGUCUAACUCACCCGGCCUGGCUAAUGAUAUGGUGGAGAACCUCCUCUUUCACGCCUUCAAAGCCUGGAGUGACGCGGCCCCCUUGAGUUUCCGUAAGCUGCCGAGUGUCAGCGGAGGGACCGCAGCUGAAGGGGACAUCAAAGUGUCUUUUGCCCGUUUGCUGCACGACGACGGGUACCCGUUUGACGGGAAGGGUGGCACCCUGGCCCACGCCUUCUUUCCUGGCAGGGACAAAGUGGCGGGGGACACACACUUUGAUGAUGAUGAGAUCUGGAGCUACGGAGGCGAAGGCGAGAGCACAGACUUGUUCACAGUCGCGGUGCAUGAGUUUGGUCACGCUCUGGGCCUUUCCCAUUCCUCCACCGACCCAUCCAUCAUGAGGCCAUAUUACCAGGGUGCUGUGGAGGAUGUUGCCAACUUCAAGCUGGAGCUGGACGACAGGCUGGCUAUCCAGCAGCUCUACGGUGUGAAGGACGGUGGGCCACCAGGGGGAGUUGACCCUGACCCCCCACGCCUGCCCAGUCCACCGCCUCCAAAACCAACCCGACCUUCUGAGCCCUCCUUCCGCGAGCGCUGCCAGGGAGGAUUUGAUGCAGUGGCAAAUAUCAGGGGAGAGGUCUUCUUUUUUAAAGGUGCACACUUCUGGAGAACUAAGCGAGACGGGUCCUUGGUGUCGCUCAAUCCGGCUCAGAUCAAAAACUUCUGGAUCGGGCUCCCGCCGGGAACGAAUAAGGUUGACGCAGUGUAUGAGAGGAAAAGCGACAGCAGGAUCAUCUUCUUUAUAGGAUCUCAGUAUUGGGUCUUCAAGGACACGAAUGCCAUGAGCGGUUACCCUCGGCCCCUGUCCGAUUGGGGCAUGAAGACCAAGAGCGGAGCAAUGGUGGACAGGGUGGAUGCAGCCUUUAUCUGGGCUCACAAUGGCAAGACCUACCUGUUUAGCCGAGGGGAGUUUUGGAGGUUUGACGAGAGCCGUAGAGGUGAACAGGUGAAUCCGGAUCCUGGCUACCCAAAGGAGACCAGCCUCUGGGAAGGAGUGCCCUCUGAUAUAGAUGAUAUCAUCACCUGGGGAGAAGGAGAUGCCUACUUCUUUAAGGACAACCUCUACUGGGUCUUAAAGAAUGGAGGACUGAACCAAGAUGUCGUCUCUUCUAAAUCCAUCGCUGUCGACUGGCUUAGAUGUCCUGCUCCACCUGCGACCGCCGCUCCUCGAUUCCCAAAGGAGUGCAAGUGCGACUUAAGGGGAUCAUCUUCAAUACUUAGAAGCAGCUGGAUCCUCCUGAUUUCUGUUUCAUUGGUAAUUAAUGAGUUUCUUAGAAAAUAGAAAUGUGAUUUUGGAUUUCUUUCUUUUUUAAAGUGCUGAGGAAGGCCACAUAGGCCAUUUUUAUACCACCCCUCAUUACACUGGAGAUAAUACAUAAAUUAUGGGAUGGAUGUUUUUGUUUGCUCCGAACCUGAUUGGUUUGUUCUUGGCUGAUUUGAGUGCAAGUUUGUAUUUAUUCUGAUUGUCUUGUUUUUGUUUUGUCUGAAUAUGUGAUUUUUUAUUCGAGUGAAAUUGAACACCGGCGGCUGAUAGUUGAGGUCUUAUAUUAAAUGACAAAGUUUAUCGAUAGAGCAAAAAAAUGGGAGUAGGACUAGAACAGUUUUGAUCUUUUUCCUACUCCAUUCGUGCAUUGAUUGCCUUAUUUGAAUUAUUCAAUGGCAUUUUUAUAUGAAUGCUGUUUCUUCUUUUUUACAUGCUCUUAUAUUUUUCUUUUGAGUUCUUUUACAUGUUAAAAAAAGAAAUAACUCAAAAUAAUAUUAUGCAAUAUUUGGGGCUCUUCACAUUAUAACAUACUCUCAGUACAUUACAACCCACAAGCUGGUUUCAAACCACAAACUAGCAAUAAAGGAAGCUUGUCCUGUUUGCCUUUACAACAGAUUGCUGCUCAAGUAUUGGAUAACAUGAAGCCUACAUAGGAGAAUGUAUGGAAAUUCAACAGUAUGCAGACAACUUUUUUCGCAUUUGGUUAUAUGUUUACUGCCCAUAAAAGAAAUAUGAGUAAAAUGUAUUGAUAAAUCGUAUUAUACAUAUUCAAGCUGUAUUUUUUAUAUGUAUGUUUUUCUCAGGUCAGAACAGAUGUGGUUAUAAACUGUGUCCAGUUUGUUGUACUGUGGCUGCUGGUCUAUGCAAGAAGUCAAUUUGUCGCUGUUAAAGUAUUAUCAAUAAAAAUAUCAUCAUUAAAA
Messenger RNA from Hippoglossus stenolepis (Pacific halibut), 2692 nucleotides. RefSeq names its product matrix metallopeptidase 25b (gene mmp25b). The record is from RefSeq and is a predicted model, not a curated record. Gene Ontology annotation, cellular component: extracellular matrix. Bases 84 to 1790 code for a protein of 568 amino acids. Gene Ontology annotation, molecular function: metalloendopeptidase activity; zinc ion binding. NCBI's taxonomy places the organism in Eukaryota, Metazoa, Chordata, Actinopteri, Pleuronectiformes, Pleuronectidae. Gene Ontology annotation, biological process: collagen catabolic process; proteolysis; extracellular matrix organization. The transcript is spliced from 11 exons.